AUGUCGACCCUUCGUGUUCUCUGUCGAGAACAGCCUGAUCGCACAAUUGCCCUCGUAACGAGCGAACAUGCGCUGAUCUUCCGGCACACACCGAUUGCGGGGGAAUCGUCUAAUGGGAUACCGGAAGCUGGCAAUAAUGAGACCCCACGCUGCCUGGUCGAGUUCUGCAGUGCCUCCUCGAUCAAUCUAAGAGAAUACAGACUGCUGGGCGAGGGGCACGGUACCCUGGGUCUUAUCACACUGAAUCACGACGUCUUUAUCUGCGUUGCUACCGCCUCUUCGAAGGCGGCUACAGUUAGACCAGGCGAGACCGUCCUAAGAAUUGAUAACGUAGAAUUUUAUUGUCUAAAUCGCUCCGAUUAUGAGAAUGGACUGGAAUAUGAAGCAGGCUCCCAAUGGGGAGCUGAGGAUACCAGCCGUAGCUUCAGUCAGGACCCUAGAGAUGUUGUUACAGACCAUCCAUUCCUUGCUCUGAAAAAACUCCUGAAUGAUGGCAGUUUCUACUACAGCCUCGACUUCAACCUCACGGAUCGCCUCCAGGACCGUUACAAUGAGUCGACCGCCUUCGAUAUCGAUAGUCUCGACGGAGACAUGUUAUGGAAUCAUUAUAUGAUCAAUCCUCUUCUUCUCUUCAGGAGCCGCCUAGCUAGCCACGAAAGAGUGGCGCUCGAUGCCUCUCGAAUUCUAACGUCUGUCAUACGAGGGUUCGCCGGGACGUUGACCAUCCCUGCGUCAGCCCAUCCGCUUCCUCAGGUGCGGUCAAAUCUCCCUUCAACAUUGACCCUCAUAUCACGUCAAUCGUGGCGGCGAGCUGGCACCAGAUUCAACUCGAGAGGGAUAGAUGACGAUGGGAACGUCUCAAAUUUCGUCGAGACUGAGCUCAUUUUAUGGAGUCCCCCGGGGAUAAAUUUCUCUUACGUUCAAGUACGUGGUUCGGUUCCUAUCUUUUGGGAGCAGACCCCCGGCCUCCUCCCUGGGCAACAAAAAAUCGAGGUUACACGCUCUUUCGAGGCGACGCAGCAUGCGUUUGACAAGCACUUUGAGUUCCUUGAACACGAGUACGGAGCAGUACAUGUGGUCAACCUUCUCAGCGCGCUCAAGUCAGGGGAAGCCGAAUUGUCCGCCAAAUUCCGUGAACAUAUUUCCAGAAGCUCACUCAGACAGCGAGGUGCCCCGGGCUCUUCGUCAGACCAUCAUCUAUUGCGAGCUACUGAGUUUGAUUUCCAUGUUGAAGCUCGCGGUCCGGCUGGCUACGAUGUCGGCCGUCAAAUUCGGGUUGAGGUUGAAAACUCGUUGGAUGGAUUUGCUUAUUUCUUGUCGGAAGAUGUCUUCCGUCAGUCAGAGUCUCCCACAAACGAGAAACACUACCCGAAGAGUUCGGCGGUUGUUAUCCAGCAAGAAGGCGUUUUCCGAACCAAUUGUCUUGAUUGCUUGGACAGGACAAACCUCGUACAGACCAUCAUUAGUCUGAUGGCUCUUGAUACUUUCUUGAUUCAGCAUGGCGGAAGAGUCACGCAAGACCUCCAGAUGAGGCAUUCAAGUCUGUGGGCCGACAAUGGUGACGCGUUAUCAAAGAUCUACGCUGGAACUGGGGCUCUCAAAAGCUCAUUUACUAGACACGGCAAAAUGUCACUGGCAGGUGCUCUUGCAGACGCACGCAAGAGUGCCACGCGCUUGUAUGUGAAUAAUUUUACGGAUAAGGCUCGACAAAACACGAUAGAUCUCUUGCUAGGUCGCUUAACGAACCAGUUGUCUGUUCACUUAUAUGACCCGAUCAGUGAUAUGGUCACUGCUGAGAUGAACCGCCAGCUCACGGAAUACUCCUCGACUAAAUCUAUCCGCGUCUGGGUUGGCACUUUCAACCUCAAUGGAAGGAGCGAAGGUGCAUCUACUGACCUUUCACCCUGGCUGUCCUCUGCAUUUGAUGAGCAUGGGGAGGGACCGGCCAUAGUAGCUGUCGGGUUUCAAGAGAUCGUGGAGUUGAGCCCUCAACAAAUAAUGUCUACUGAUCCACGGACACGCAAGGUCUGGGAGGAGGCUGUCAAAGUUUGUCUAAACGACCUUGCUAGCAGGCAAGGGCCCUCACGAUACGUGCUUCUUCGUAGCGGCCAACUCGUUGGGGCCGCUCUUCUCAUAUACGUGAGAACCGAUGCCCUUAGUGACAUUAAGAACGUGGAAGGAAGUGUUAAAAAGACCGGUCUUUCUGGCAUGGGAGGCAACAAAGGCGGUUGUGCUAUUCGGUUCGAAUACUCGAACACUAGAAUGUGUUUUGUCACUGCACAUCUUGCCGCCGGAUUUGCGAACUAUGACGAGAGGAAUCGGGAUUAUGAAACUAUCAGUCAUGGUCUGAGAUUUCAAAGGAAUAGGUCUAUCGAAGACCAUGACACCGUCAUCUGGCUUGGUGAUUUCAACUAUCGCAUAGGCCUCAGUGACCACAAAGUCAGGGAGUACAUCAAGCUAGGAAUGUUCGAUAAACUCUAUGAAAAUGAUCAGUUAAAUCUGCAGAUGAUGGCAGGAAGGACUUUUAAAUUCUAUUCCGAAGCGCCAAUUACAUUCCCACCAACUUACAAAUACGACAUCGGAUCUGAUGAAUACGACACCUCAGAAAAAGCGCGCAUUCCCGCAUGGUGCGACAGAGUGCUGUGGAAGGGCAAGAAUCUCCGACAAUCUCACUAUGCGACGGCAGAUUUACGUUUUUCAGACCAUCGUCCUGUCUGGGCUAUGUUUGACUGCACCAUACAUGUCAUAGAUGAGAAGCUGAAGGAAAGACUCAGUCGCUCUCUCUACGAGAAGUUCAAACACGGUACAGACGACUUGAUACCUGAUCUCGGCAGAUCCGCAGAUACAGAAGGGGGAGAAGAACUCGUACCCAUCUCUCCUGACUUGCCGUCGCCUAGUUCAGACCGUCAGAAGUGGUGGCUUGAACCUCUUGGUGUCCCCUCCAGGUCGACAAUCAAGCCGCCUGCAGAUGGCCAAGUUCCAAACAUAUAUCAGAAAUCAAACCCCUUCUCGCCCGACGGAAUCCCUGAUUGGAUAUACCCAUCAGAAUUGCCUCUUCGAAAGAAGGAUGACUCCACAUCUCUAUCAACGCCUGGGAAGAAAUCCACCCCGCCAGCCCCGCCAGCACCAAGACGUCAAGGCAGGCAGACAGCGCUACACGCUGAACUGGACGGUCUCGAGAGACACGAUAUCGAUGCGUCGAAAAGUCCAGAGAAUAACCUGGCCCGGUCAGAAGAGCUAAAGGCUCCACCACCAAUACCGAGAAAACCAGCAUCAUUGGCUUCUAGCACUAGUUUUGAGAAAGACACAAAUUCCAUCUCUAGUCUGUCUCUCAGUUCUGGUGGCGCAAAUUAUCGCACCGCCGAGCUACAAGGACGGAAACCUGCGCUUCCAGCGCGUGGAGUAGAGGGCUUUGAGUCAAAGAACUCCUCCCCGCGUGCCGAUGUGCCCCCGGGCUUACCGAUAAGGAAUAAUGGGGCGCCCAGGGGUGCUCUUGCAGAUAAUCUUCUCGACAACGAUGCGGAUGAUAUGAGUGGCUGGAAGCCUCUCGUGCCUAAAAGAUAA
Molecule: messenger RNA, 3564 nt
Organism: Paecilomyces variotii
Lineage: Eukaryota; Fungi; Ascomycota; Eurotiomycetes; Eurotiales; Thermoascaceae
Product: SacI homology domain-containing protein
Exons: 7
Coding region: 1-3564 (1187 amino acids)
Biological process (GO): phosphatidylinositol dephosphorylation
Cellular component (GO): membrane; cytoplasm
Molecular function (GO): phosphatidylinositol-4,5-bisphosphate 5-phosphatase activity; phosphatidylinositol-3,5-bisphosphate 5-phosphatase activity
Source: RefSeq, a predicted model, not a curated record